This is a messenger RNA of Haemorhous mexicanus (house finch), 913 nucleotides long. Its product is annotated as cell surface glycoprotein CD200 receptor 1-B-like. The coding region runs from base 233 to 913 and encodes 226 amino acids. Gene Ontology annotation, molecular function: signaling receptor activity. Gene Ontology annotation, cellular component: external side of plasma membrane. Gene Ontology annotation, biological process: regulation of neuroinflammatory response. The transcript is spliced from 3 exons. The record is from RefSeq and is a predicted model, not a curated record. NCBI's taxonomy places the organism in Eukaryota, Metazoa, Chordata, Aves, Passeriformes, Fringillidae.
UCCUCAGUGAGAAAUUUGUAUUGCAGGGGGUGGCCGAGACAGGCCACUGGCUCCAUAAUCCACAGCUGUUGUAAGAGAUGACAGAGAGUGUGCAGACGAGCACAGGCAUGGCCUCACGCUUGUUUGUAGCACUGCAGACAUUUCCCUGUGAAGCCCAGACCACAACUCCUGGGCUCCUUCUCACACACAUUCUCCUGUUUUCUCCUCAGGGAACAGCUCCUCAGUGUUAGUGAUGACUGUAGGUAACAGCUCUGUUCUCACCUGCCCUGUCAAAGGAAAUCUAACUAUGCUAACAUGGAGGAUAACCCCCACGGCUGGAGGCCUGUGCACCUUGGUAUACAGGGUUGAUAAGAACGCGACACACAGAACAACCUGCAGUGACAACAUAGACUGGACAUUCAGAGCAGGUCUGCCUCCUGCCCUUGAGAUACAGCAAGUGGGAAUAGCCCAGGAGGGAAAUUACACCUGUGAAAUGGUAUCAACAGAAGGGAAUUUCCACAUAAGCCACUACCUGACUGUGCUGGCUCCCCCAAGGCUGAGCCUGUCCUGUGAUGAGCAGGGCAGCCCCGUGUGCGAGGCAGUGGCGGGGAAGCCGCCGGCUCAGCUCUCGUGGGUGCCAGAGGGCAGCUCCACUGCAGAGGAGAAGUGCCACGACAAUGGGACAGUGACUGUCCUCAGCAAGUUCACAGCGUGUAGCACCAAUGUCACCAACGUGACCAUCUGCAUGGUGUCCCACCCAGCUGGGAACUGGAGCCAGUCCAUAGCCUGCUGUCCCUCAGAUUUCUAUCACUACCCUGCUGCCUCUCACCCUCUCCUGGUGAAGCCAAUACACUGCUGUAAAUCCCUGCCUGAUGAGGUUUCUGUAGGACACCAGCAGGAUGCAGACAAUGAUUCUGCUGGCUCAGCACCAUGA